AUGAUUAGACAAUUAACAAACAAGAUCGUAUUAAUUACAGGAGCAUCAUCAGGUAUUGGUGAAUCAGUAGCACGUAUCUUUCAUCAAAAUGGUAACCAUGUGAUUAUAUUGGGUAGAAGAUUAGAGAAAUUGAUGGAAAUCAAGAGUGAUUUGGAAUCAAAGAAUACAUCGUCCAAGGUUGUAGCUCUUGAAUGUGAUGUAUCAUCACAAAGCUCUAUUGAAAAGAUGGUUAGCAGUUUACCAGAGGAUAUGAAAAACAUUGAUAUCCUAGUCAACAAUGCUGGUCUUGCUCUUGGUGUUGACCAAGUAUCCAACUUUUCAAUUGAUGAUAUGAACAAGGUCAUUGACACUAAUGUCAAGGGUUUGUUUAGUGUCACUCGUACUCUAUUGCCAGGUAUGAUCAGUAGAAACGAAGGACACAUCUUUAACGUCUCUAGUAUUGCUGGUAGUAUGCCAUACCCAAAUGGUAGCAUCUACUGUGCCUCCAAGGCUGCUGUCAAUGCAUUCAACGAAGUCCUCAGAAUGGAAGUCGUCAGCACCAAGAUUAGAGUUACCAAUGUCUCCCCGGGUCUCGUUGAAACCAACUUUAGUGUAGUUCGUUUUAAUGGUGACAAUGACAAGGCAAAGAAGCCAUACGUUGGUAUUGAUCCACUCGUUGCCGAUGAUAUUGCUGAUAAUAUCUUUUAUUGUGCUUCAAGGCCACAACAUGUUCAAAUUACCAAUAUUGAAAUUAUGGCAAAUAAUCAAGCUUCUACAACUGUUAUUUCAAGAAACUAA
Cavenderia fasciculata is the source of this 777-nucleotide messenger RNA. It is a transcript of the gene pksB, whose product is annotated as short-chain dehydrogenase/reductase family protein. Gene Ontology annotation, molecular function: oxidoreductase activity. The transcript is spliced from 3 exons. The coding region runs from base 1 to 777 and encodes 258 amino acids. Gene Ontology annotation, cellular component: cytosol. Lineage: Eukaryota; Evosea; Eumycetozoa; Acytosteliales; Cavenderiaceae. The record is from RefSeq and is a predicted model, not a curated record.